AUGCCAUUUGAAGAUCCAGAACAGGGAUUUUUCCUUACCGUCACUGUUUCUUCAGAAGAUGAUGAAAAGAAUCAAAUUAUAGUGACAAACGUUUGGUUAAAUCUGGACGAAAAGAACCAACAAAUAAUUUCAAAUAUCUGGUUAAAAUUGGAGUGGGUGGAUGUCAACCUCAGGUGGAACGCCUCAGAGUUCGGGGGCAUACAAGACCUCAGAAUACCUCCGCACAAAAUUUGGAAACCAGACGUCCUUAUGUACAAUAGCGCCGACGAAAAGAUCGACAGUACUUUCCCAACGAAUGUCGUAGUGAGGAACAACGGUAGCUGCACCUACAUCCCGCCCGGCAUCUUCAAGAGUACGUGUAAAAUCGACAUCACAUGGUUCCCCUUCGACGAUCAGAAGUGCGAAAUGAAAUUCGGUUCGUGGACCUACGACGGCUUCCAGCUUGACCUUAGACUAGCUAGCGAAGAAGGAGGGGACCUGUCCACGUACAUCACCAAUGGCGAGUGGAUCCUGAUUGGCCUUCCAGGAGUGAGAAACGAGAUUUUUUAUGCGUGUUGUCCGGAGCCUUACGUCGACAUCACCUUCACAAUCCAUAUUCGGAGGCGAACCCUCUACUAUGGAUUUAAUCUCAUCAUCCCCUGUGUUCUCAUCUCCUCCAUGACCCUUCUAGGCUUCACCUUGCCGCCGGAUUCGGGAGAAAAACUAACCCUCGGUGUCACGAUUCUUCUGUCCUUGACCGUCUUUCUUCUACAGUUAGCUGAAACGAUGCCACCCACAUCUGAUGCAGUCUCAAUCAUAGGAACAUAUUUCGCAUGUAUAAUGAUUAUGGUGGCAUUCUCUGUUGUAAUGACGGUCGUUGUUCUAAACUACCAUCACAGAAAUUCGGACACGCACGAAAUGCCUGAAUAUAUCAAAAGAACGUUUCUACUGUGGCUUCCUUGGAUCUUGAGAAUGCACCGUCCUGACAAGAUAACUGCCCGGCUCAAUAACAAGAAAACCACGGCCUUCAGCUCUGGCCGACAGUCCUCCUUGAAGUCAUCGGUGGAUCUCAGGGAGAGGUCGUCUAAGAGCCUCUUAGCCAACGUGUUGGACAUAGACGAUGACUUUCGUCUGCCGCGUGGACGAAAUAACAGCACUGGUGCUACUGCCGCGACAUCUGGCGGGUGCGGCAGCUCUUCGAGUGGCUACGUGCAGCUAAUAGGCGGUCCCAGCCUGGAAGGGACUCCAACGGCAAUCCCUUCUGCCACUGCCAACCCUACCACCACCUCUUGCUUGAGCUCGCAAAGGGAGCUCUCGGCCAUCUUGCGCGAAUUGCGCUACAUCACGAAGCGAAUGCGAGACGAUGACUCGAUGCAAGAGAUCAUAUCCGAGUGGAAGUAUUUGGGUAUGGUUGUGGACAGGAUAUGCCUCAUCCUCUUCACUGCCUUCACUGUCAUCUCGACGUGCGUGUGCCUCUUUUCGGCUCCUCACCUAAUGGCUUGA
Uloborus diversus is the source of this 1482-nucleotide messenger RNA. RefSeq names its product neuronal acetylcholine receptor subunit alpha-7-like. Gene Ontology annotation, biological process: signal transduction; nervous system process; chemical synaptic transmission. The record is from RefSeq and is a predicted model, not a curated record. NCBI's taxonomy places the organism in Eukaryota, Metazoa, Arthropoda, Arachnida, Araneae, Uloboridae. Gene Ontology annotation, molecular function: transmembrane signaling receptor activity; acetylcholine-gated monoatomic cation-selective channel activity. Gene Ontology annotation, cellular component: postsynaptic membrane; synapse; neuron projection. Bases 1 to 1482 code for a protein of 493 amino acids. The transcript has 9 exons.